This is a messenger RNA of Alternaria incomplexa, 1425 nucleotides long. RefSeq lists its product as uncharacterized. Gene Ontology annotation, biological process: zinc ion transmembrane transport. Gene Ontology annotation, molecular function: zinc ion transmembrane transporter activity. The transcript is spliced from 3 exons. The record is from RefSeq and is a predicted model, not a curated record. The coding region runs from base 1 to 1425 and encodes 474 amino acids. NCBI's taxonomy places the organism in Eukaryota, Fungi, Ascomycota, Dothideomycetes, Pleosporales, Pleosporaceae. Gene Ontology annotation, cellular component: plasma membrane.
AUGCGCUCCACCCUCUCUGCUGCAGUCCUACUGCUUGCGGGCUCUGCCGCUGCGCAAACACCCACCGUCACUGUCACUCAAGCUGGCGCGACUACCACCGUCUUCACUACCGGAACUCCGUCUAUCACGGCUGUGUCAUCAUGCCAUCCCCAUAACACUGUUCUCUAUUGCAUGUUUGGCUCAGAUGAGUACCAGGUAGUCGGACCCACUGCGACAGAAGAGUUCCAAGCAGAGUACACGCAAUGUCACAAGCAUCAAACCGACACAUACUGUGUCGACGAUGCCGGCGAAGAUGUCCUGCUCAUGACGGAUGCUGAAGAAUCGACAGAAGGCUCCUCGCAUACGGGAGAAGAGUCAGCUACUGAGAGUGAGCCAGCAGGAAGCAAAGGACAUUGCCACGACCAUGCCGGUGUUGAGCACUGCGUCGGUGGAAGCGAAUCCGAAGUCAACUGCGAUGCUCCCCAGCGCGACUACAACAUCCCCCUACGAGUCGGCCUGCUCUUCGUCAUUCUCUUUACCAGUGGACUUGGUGUGUUUACCCCCGUCCUGACCCGGAAGUUCAACCUCGUUGGCGCCAACAACAUCGUCUUCGUCGUCCUCAAGCAGUUUGGAACCGGUAUCGUCAUCUCCACCGCAUUCGUCCAUCUCUUCACCCACGCCCAGCUCAUGUUCGCAAACCAAUGUCUGGGUGUUCUGGAAUACGAAGCCACCACCGCUGCUAUCUUCAUGGCUGGUUUGAUGCUGUCCUUCCUGGUCGACUACCUCGGUGCGCGCUUUGUCCAGUGGCGCCAGGGAAAACACAUUGCUCCCAGCACCGAGGUGGCAGCUAGUGGGGACAAAUCCGGAAACAGUUCUCCUUCAGCAGAACCCACCCAUGACUUCAACCGCAGUCAUGGCAUUGCCCACGCCCAUGGUCCGAUGCGCGAGGCUACCCCCAUGGAAGAGAAGAUCAACGUAAUGAACCUAGAGGCGGGUAUCAUCUUCCACUCCAUCCUCAUCGGUAUCACGCUUGUCGUCGCAAGCGAUGGAUUCUUCAUCACCCUCUUCAUCGUCAUCCUCUUCCAUCAAAUGUUCGAAGGUAUCGCUCUUGGAACUUGCAUCGCCGAACUCCCCAAGGCUGCUGCUGGUACGGCGCAGAAGCUCCUCAUGUGUGGUACUUUUGCGCUUAUUACACCUAUCGGCAUGGCCAUCGGUAUCGGAACGCUAGACCACUUCAACGGCAACGACCCCAGUACCAUCAUCGCCAUCGGAACACUCGAUGCACUUUCCGCUGGUAUCUUGACAUGGGUUGGACUUGUAGAGAUGUUGGCAAGAGACUGGAUGCACGGAAAACUGCUCAACGCAGGUGCUGCCAGGACCUUCAGUGCCUUGUUCGCGCUCAUUUGCGGUCUUAUUCUCAUGAGUGUUCUAGGCAAGUGGGCUUAG